This is a messenger RNA of Amoebophrya sp. A25, 1318 nucleotides long. The record is from the annotation of a GenBank genome assembly. NCBI's taxonomy places the organism in Eukaryota, Dinophyceae, Syndiniales, Amoebophryaceae.
CCUGCAGAUGACAUUGAUAAGAUGGCGGUCGAGCCUGGAGAUAUCAAGCUCAAGAUGAAGAUGGAUAGCGAUGUGCAAGUGAGUUAUGAAUUCUCCUUCAAACUCCAGUUGAUGUAGGUAGUUGAUGUACGGUUUUGUUUUCUUUUUUCUGCUGCUUGGUUCCGCUGGUAUACUACAUCAUUAUCUACACGAUCACGACAGACAUAGAUCUCUAAUUCUAUGUUAUCUCCGAUUUGAAUAGCAACAAUUCCUUCACCUCCCUUCCUUCACCUGUGUAGUUGUACCUGUACCUACCUUCAAAACCUAUGACCUUCCUCUAACCUCCACUGAACGCAACCACCGGACUGAUCGAGACGACGCCAAUUCCGUACAUUGAUGAGGGCGAUCGAGGGUAUCUGCCGAACGCCUACGUCCAGUAUGGGGCUAAGCUCAACACUGAUUGUCGUUUGAUCCCUGGCGAGCAGAUGGUGCUGGGGCAGGCAUGGGCCCUUUGCUCGAAUCAGAACAGACAGCAACAACUAGGCUGGAUGGCGAAACCUUAUGAUUUUUGGAGGAGAAUUUUUAAUAUUACUUAUCUUCAUGAGUGAGAAAAUCAAUAAAAUUACCCUCGUCUAGCAGAAACUCACAAAGUAUAACAGAAACUACACAAGUUCAACUCCCUGAUCGUUUUUAGCCUCCCACAGAAUAGCUACUGAUCGUUUUUAGAAGCUUCCCCCAACAUGAAGAUCCACCCAUUCGCAUUCGCACAUUUCCCUCGUCCCCACCUUCAUUCCUUUUCCGGCGCUCCAGUGAACGACACGGACUUUACUUGUGAUUUCCUUCUCGAAAGCAAAGACUCGCCAGGCAUUUGGCACGCUUGCAAAGGUGUGCCGGUUCCUAAUGCGGAUGCCCAAUUGACCGGCAUGCGAAUCCAGGAACGCAGGAAAGAUUAAGGGUAGGUUAAAGGUGCUUUUCUUACCGCUUUUCAUGCCUCUCCUAAGGGAGAAAGGCAUAAAAAGCGGGGUAAGCAAGCACCAAAAACCUACCUCUAAAAAGACAUCGGGAGCUUGGGCUUUAGCGCGUUUACGAAGAUUGUCUUCACUCGAGACACGCGGUCGUCAGUACUCGGAAAAGCGCCAGCAAUGAACUUAACAACGAGCAUGAAAGGUGACACGAAUCCGGAGCUACAGGGGAAGGUCAGCGCUGGAGGCGACAAGGAAUUUGCGAUGGGGAUUCAGGCUGGAGGUGAAAAGAGACUCGACAUGGACAUCGAACUAGAGGGCACUACUGCUGGUGCAGUACAGUUAUCGGCGAGUAGUACAACGACUGGAGGUAGCGG